This is a messenger RNA of Haliotis rubra (blacklip abalone), 1846 nucleotides long. RefSeq names its product ubiquitin-conjugating enzyme E2 U-like. Lineage: Eukaryota; Metazoa; Mollusca; Gastropoda; Lepetellida; Haliotidae. The record is from RefSeq and is a predicted model, not a curated record.
CGCAUGCGUAGAUGCCCGUCGUGAAGUUAAACAAUACGACUGAUAGGAAAGUAACGACAAGGAAAACUUCGUGUAUUUCUGAUGAGUUCGGAUCCCCAUAGGCGUCGACACAUUUUUGAUGUCCAGGCACAAUGUACUCAAGAGCUCAUCUCUUGAUUGAGAAAGAAUUUGACAGUUUGACAUCAAAAGGGCCAUGGGGCAUUGAAGUUUUUCCUCUGAAUGAAGAUAAUGUAUUUGAAUGGGCUGCCAAGAUCAAAGGUUUGAAGGACACCUUAUGGGAAGGAGGAAUUUUUCGUCUCUACAUCAAAUUUGAUGAGAACUACAACAUCCGUCCACCACAAGUGUGUUUUCAUACCAUCCCAUUCCAUCCCAACAUUGACAUGAUCACAGGCAGGCCUUGCAUUGACUUCUUGGAUAACUUUGAGAAGUGGAAGGAAGGAUACAGCAUCACCAUGACUUUGUUGUCCAUACAGUCACUACUGUCCAACCCAAGUUUGACUGGGGCUGUGAAUAUGGAGGCUGUGGAAAUGGUGCAACACUCGCCCCACUCCUACCGACAGAUGGUGCAGGACUGUGUUGCUGCCAGUCAGCAGAUGGAAGCUGGAGUGCUGCCUCAGCCUCAAAGCAAAGUGGACAUUGAUGCCAAAACAAAGAAGGGAGAGCCAUCCACCCGAGUCAGCACAGUGCCAUCCCGCAUCUCAAAACUCUCCUUCGAUGACUACCACACAACAUGGUGUGGUUUGGCUACUUCCAAGGCUAGAGAUCACAGCAAAAAUCCUUUGUUGGAGACAAUCCGGGACAAACCAGUGUUGCAGCAAGUACAUAUGGGACUUCCCCCAGAAGAGAUCCAACUGCAGGUUAAGAAACAGAUGCAGGAACACUCUGCUCUGAUGUAUGGACGUUUUGGGAUGAGACCUACAGCAGAGGAAGAGAAAGCAGCUAAACUCAAUAGACUGGAACGGAUGAAGAAGAUAUAUCUUCCUCCCAGAGUAUCUCCAACUCCUGCACCUGACAUAGUAUUGGACAGUGCCUUGCCUGCUCUCAACCCUAAGGAUGAGCCGUGGGAGAAGGAGGUGGAUGACUUGGUGGCCUGGACAGCCAACCUAGAUGCUGAAGCCAUCGACACAACAUGACAUAAAAUGUCAACAGACCUAAGUCUUUCUGAAACAUUCAAGUGUGUGUACCUAAUGGGCUUCUUCCAAGCAUUAAGUUGAUACAGACUCAGUAACAUUUCCAAAACACAGAUUCCUCUGUGAUAGAUAUUGUGUAUAUUAUGCAUUUUUCUAUUUGUACACCACAGCUAAAACUGUGAUAAAUGUGCACAUCUCUAUCACAAAUCGAUAUGUAUACUGCUAGAAAAACUGUGUUCUUUGACUGUGAAAGAUGAAUUAAUGUUUGGUCAGAUAAAUUCAGUGAGUUUGUGAGUGGGGUUUUAAGUCAUUGUUAUCCCUAUUUUAUCCGUAACACACUGGAUUGCCCAACAACCAGUCCACAAAGGUUGAAUACGAUACGCCAGCCAAUCUCUCCUGCUUCUUUGUUAUGUGAAGAGACUAUACAAUGCAGAAGACUGCUUCAUGAAAUGUAUUGCUCAUUGAUAAUGAAAAGUAAGGAAGUGUACCCUUCUAUACAUUGUUGCUAUGGAACAUUUUUCACAAGUUCUGUUCACAUCCAUAACAAGUUUAAGGAAUAUUGAGAAAAACAUUUCAGUUUGUGUAUAGUAUGUUUAAUACCAUGUGCCUGAUAUCCGAGAGGAUACUAGUAUUUUGUAAAUUUGACAUGAUAAAAUGUGAUGUAUGCCAUUUCAUAAAAUGCAGUGUAUCCAAAGAAUAUAUGGACUCAGAUGGUC